Messenger RNA from Eruca vesicaria subsp. sativa (arugula), 2185 nucleotides. Lineage: Eukaryota; Viridiplantae; Streptophyta; Magnoliopsida; Brassicales; Brassicaceae. The record is from the annotation of a GenBank genome assembly.
CCUUUCUCUUAUUUAAGCUCACUAAACCCUUGCCGUCCUCUCUAAAACCCUAAUUCUCAUAUUAAGGGUUUUCUCUUGUCAAACAUUUUCAUCCUCAUCUCUCACUUCCCCCCCUCUAGAUCUGAAAAUGAUGAGCACAGUUCUCCGCCGAUCUGUCCUUGCCACGUCAAGGCGGACUCAGGCUCUCACCUCCCUCAACGCCGCUCUAUUCCACCACCUCACUCCAUCCUCCGCCGCUACGGCCGACGCAGUCUCCGAUCUAGCCGCAAAUGUCACUCCCCCUCAGACGACGAACCCGUUUGGUGUUAAAGCUAGAAACUUUCAUUUCCAAUCCAGACCCUCCCAGUUCCGAGCAUCGAUUGCUUCUCCUGCGGGUUUCGCGGCUCAAAGUGUCGCACCUUCGUACGAGAGUAGCGACGGAGGAGAUUCAGAGAGUGUUGGUACGAGUGAUGGGUUAGCCAUAUCUGAUCUUGGGAUAUCUCCUGAGAUCGUUAAAGCUUUGAGUGGUAGAGGAAUCGAUAAACUCUUUCCUAUUCAGAAAGCUGUGCUUGAGCCAGCGAUGCAAGGUCGGGACAUGAUUGGUCGUGCUAGGACAGGAACAGGAAAGACUCUUGCUUUUGGGAUUCCCGUUAUCGAUAAAAUCAUCAAAUACAACGCCAAACACGGGCGUGGGAAGAACCCUCUUUGUUUGGUUCUUGCUCCGACAAGAGAGCUUGCUCGUCAGGUUGAGAAGGAGUUCAGGGAAUCUGCUCCAAGUUUGGACACCAUCUGUCUCUACGGAGGUACACCGAUCGGACAGCAGAUGAGGGAGCUUAGCUAUGGUGUCGAUGUAGCGGUUGGGACUCCGGGUCGUAUCAUUGAUCUAAUGAAAAGGGGAACUUUGAAUCUCUCAGAGGUUCAGUUUAUUGUUCUUGACGAAGCUGAUCAGAUGCUUCAGGUUGGAUUUGCCGAGGAUGUUGAAAUUAUAUUGCAGAAGUUACCUGAGAAGCGUCAGAGCAUGAUGUUUUCCGCUACAAUGCCGAGUUGGAUCAGAUCUCUCACCAAGAAGUAUCUGAACAAUCCUUUGACUAUUGAUCUUGUUGGAGAUUCUGAUCAGAAACUUGCAGAUGGGAUCACAAUGUACUCUAUCUCAGCAGAUUCUUAUGGAAAAGCAUCCAUUAUUGGACCUCUUGUAGAGGCGCAUGGAAAAGGAGGAAAAUGCAUUGUUUUUACACAAACGAAACGUGAUGCGGAUCGCCUUUCAUAUGGAUUGGCGAAAACCUUCAAAUGCGAAGCUUUACACGGUGACAUAUCCCAGAGCCAGAGAGAAAGAACGCUUGCUGGUUUCAGGGAUGGGAACUUCAACAUCCUUGUUGCAACUGAUGUUGCUGCCCGUGGACUUGAUGUGCCUAACGUCGAUUUGGUAAUUCAUUAUGAGCUUCCUAACAACACUGAGACGUUUGUUCACCGAACGGGGAGAACGGGUCGUGCUGGAAAGAAAGGGAAUGCGAUUCUUAUCCACGGUCCGGAGCAAUCAAGGGCUGUUAAAAUGAUUGAGAGAGAAGUGGGAAGUAAAUUCACUGAGCUUCCUAGCAUUCCUGUGGAACGUGGAAGCGGAAGCAUGUUUGAAGGAAUAGGUGGUCGAUCUGGUGGAUCCUACGGAGGAGGGAUGAGGGAUCGCAGUUCAAGCUAUGGUGGUCGUUCAGGUGGUUAUGGUGGUGGUGGUGGUGGUAGUGGUAGAUAUGGUGGUGAUCGUGCAGGAGGAUCAGACCGUUCAAACCGUUCUUCUGGUUACGGUGGAUUUGGUGGUUCAGGAGGUUCAGACCGUUCAUCAGGUUUUGGGGGAUUUGGUUCAGACCGUUCUUCACAGUCAAGUGGAAGGAGCAGCUUUGGUGGGUUUGGAUUAAAGGAUCCUAACAGAUCUUACUGAGAAGUAGUCUUGCGUGAGUUAUUGAUCCGACCAGGCAAUAAUGGAGGACGUGGUGACUCGAGUAGAGAGUUUAGUUACAAUGAGUCAAAGCUAUAUAUAAAUCUGUAGCUCCCUGCCUCAUAAACAAACAUAUUUUUUUUUUGAAGUUAUUUCAUCAUAUUCCCUAAUUUUAUUUUCUACAUCGGUAGAAGAAUUUGUUCCUUUGUAUUUGUAUUUGGCCACUUCCAUAAACUUAAACGAUUCUGUCGUCCAACAGAAAGCGAAAAGUAUGAACCC